Molecule: messenger RNA, 1318 nt
Organism: Chaetomium strumarium
Lineage: Eukaryota; Fungi; Ascomycota; Sordariomycetes; Sordariales; Chaetomiaceae
Exons: 3
Coding region: 297-947 (216 amino acids)
Source: RefSeq, a predicted model, not a curated record
ACUAGAGGCCGCCAAGACAUCUCGCGGCGACACAACCUGUGCCUCCGCGCCCGAAAAUAUGCUGGUGCCAGAGGGAGGGGGUGACCGCUGAAUGGAAGCAUCGGGAUGGAUGACGGGAUCGUGAAGAGUCCGGCACCAGGAACCGGGAGAGAAGGGCAUAUAAAGAGCGGGCCAUCGCCAUCGACGGCAUCGUCACUCUCUUCUCCCACCACCAGCACCGCAAUCGAUCAGUCUCUCAACCUUCCAAGCAGCCUCACUCAGCAUCUCCCGGUUUCUACCGUCUUCCACCAGCCAAAAUGCGUCCCGUCGCCUUCCUCCUUCCCGCCCUCGCUGCCGCCAGCCCCCUCGCCCCCGUCGUUGGCAACGAUGGCUGGGCGGAUGCUCCGGACCCGAGUGACAUCCAGAUCGUGGCCGCCACCUUCUCUGGCAACGGCUGCCCCCAGGGCACCGUGUCCACCAACAUCUCGCCCGAUAAGACAGUCAUCACCUUCGGCUUCGACGCGUUCCAGACCUACAUCGGACCCGGCAUCAGCCCGACCCAGAGGAGCAAGAACUGCCAGCUGCACCUGAGCCUGAAGUACCCGGGCGGCUUCCAAUUCUCGGUGCUGGAGAGCACCUACCACGGCUACGCGCAGCUCGAGAAGGGCGUGACGGGCACCUUCUACAGCACCUACUACUUCAGCCAGGACGCGGCGGCCACCACCACCACCCAGACGUCCAUCACGGGCGGCGGCAUCUGGGAGCAGGGCCAGGUGUACACCAAGUCGGACAAGAUCCCGACCGCCUCGUACAUCUACUCGCCGUGCGGCGCCAACGGCAUCCUCAACAUCAACAACCGCAUCGCCCUGGCCAGCUCCAACAGCUCGGCCAGCGGCUCCAUCACGGACGAUGAUGCCACUGUUGCCUUUACCCAGCAGAUCAACAUCCAGUGGCGCGCUUGCAAAUAGAGCGUGGUGGCUGCUGCUGCUCCUCGGGGUAGUAGGUCUUAGGCUGGGGUCGUGGUGCCGAUGGCCUUGGCCCCCUCCCGGUUUGGAGGAGGUGGUUGAUGAUGAACCAAAGUGGACGUGGUCGCUGGGGACUCGGACACGGGGGUCCCAACGUGGGUGUAUGCUGGAUUCUUGGGGUGCCGCUGACUCGGAUCCAUCCAACUUCUCUUUCUUGCCUCUCUUUUCUCUGUCCCCAUUUUCGUCUUGUUGUCUUCUCAUGUCGUUCCCGUCUCUCGCGUAGCACAAGUCAAUCAAGCCUGUAUUUCACACAAAAACGGCGGCCAUUCUGAGUGAGUGUGACUGUGACGUGUGAUGGGCGAUGAAAGUGAGGA